Austrofundulus limnaeus is the source of this 1781-nucleotide messenger RNA. RefSeq names its product homeodomain-interacting protein kinase 1. Gene Ontology annotation, molecular function: protein serine/threonine kinase activity; SMAD binding; transcription corepressor activity. Gene Ontology annotation, biological process: peptidyl-threonine phosphorylation; peptidyl-serine phosphorylation; positive regulation of transcription by RNA polymerase II. The record is from RefSeq and is a predicted model, not a curated record. NCBI's taxonomy places the organism in Eukaryota, Metazoa, Chordata, Actinopteri, Cyprinodontiformes, Rivulidae. The coding region runs from base 346 to 1632 and encodes 428 amino acids. The transcript has a single exon. Gene Ontology annotation, cellular component: PML body; nucleus; cytoplasm.
CUGUUUAAAGAAGUUAUUCAUUGUGGUGCGAUCUGUUUUAUUGUAUCCGGUUUUAUUGUGAAAGGCUGAACAGGAAGUGAAUACAGUGUGCGGAUACAACUUGUUUCGGGGUUUGAAAAAUAAACAGACGUGUUUGAGUCGCUCUAUUUCGGCACUUAUGAAAGUUCUGCGUAUGCCGAACAACUACGUGACCGCGCGUCGACACGUGACGUCAUAUUCUAAUUUUUCUCUGACGUCAUCGUGAAAGAUUAGCCAACUGCGAUCGCUUUAGCUAAUAAGCUUACGAGUUCGACGRACGUACCUUUCACGAACAUUUCGACAGGACUGCUGCUCUAAAAAACUAAAAUGUUAACGUGGUUUUCUGUUCUUGUGGAUCAGAUAUGUAAGUGUUUGAAGAAAACCUUGUGCUCGCCUCCGGCAAACGAUGGAUUAACUGAAGACAAACAACCUUCUCACGUUCCUGCGGGGUCACAGCCUGUGUCGGGCUCUGUAUGCAAAAAUGACACUUUGAAGAUAGAUCUAAACAAUGAAGUACACGUGGGUGAUAUAAUUUACAACAACUCCAAUGUUUUCCGCAUUGAAAGCAUACUUGGAGAAGGAUGGUACGGAUUGGUAACAAAAUGCCAGAUAGAAAACACAGAUCAGGUGACCGCUUUAAAGUUUGUAUCAUCAAAAAAUCAGCGUUCAAUUAGAUUGGAGAAGGAGGCCUCUCGACGUUUUAAAAUAAGUAAUCUUGCAAAAAGCCACAUUGUGGAGUACUUCGAUCACUUUAUGUUUAAUGAUAUGGGCUGUUUUGUUAUUGAGCUGCUUGACAAAAGUCUGGACAGAUUAUUGAAGGAAAGAACAUGUCUGAGACUAUAUGAGAUUAGGAUUAUUGCAAAACAAAUGUUGGUUUGUCUCUGUACAUUGGAAAAGCUACAACUGAUUCAUACCGACAUCAAAACUGAUAAUAUAAUGUUAGUUAAUCACACCUCCAUGCCAUUUAGAGUUAAGUUAAUUGAUUUUGGGGAAUGUAGGUACACAURUGACUCAUUGGAGGGGUCGGAAUUGCAGGCUCUAUUAUACAGAUCCCCAGAGUGUCACCUGGGAUCAUUUUCAAUAAAUCACGCUAUAGAUAUGUGGAGUCUGGGCUGUGUUCUGGGUGAGCUUUAUCUUGGUCAUUUAAUAUUUGAAGGUAAAACAAGUUACAAAAUCAUGAGAUCAAUUGUUAAUCUCCUUGGCCAGCCAGAUGGAUGUUAUAUUGAAUAUUCACAAAAAGGCACACGAUACUUUACAGCUGACGAGACUGAAUCAGGAAAGGUCUGGAGGUUUAGAACGACACAGAGUUGCACCAUAGAUGAACCUGACACCCACAGUGCUGUUAAAUCUUUAGAUGAUUUGCUAAAAAAUGCAUACCCUCUCGAAAAUGUUUACGAAUUAGAAGAUUUGAAAGAAUUCACAGACCUUCUCAAAAAGAUGCUAGCUGUGAAUCCCAUACAACGAAUCCUCCCAUCAGAUGCUCUUGAGCACAAUUUCAUCACAAUGGAGCAUCUACCUCUAUCUACAACGAUUGAUGACCCCUAUAUGACAGAGGUCAUGCAGACCAUUGAGACCAUUCAGAACAUUCAGUUGGAUCUGCCCCACAAACCGUGAGUUUUAAAGGCGACCUACGGUGGGGGUCCUAGCACAAGUAGGGAUCCAUCUAUGGGCUAUAYAAAACAUGUUCAUUUGAUUUAAUUCACAAAAAGAAUCUCAACUUGAGAAUUUGCAUUUCUGGCGAAAAUGUUAGUGUGAAUGCCUCU